Molecule: messenger RNA, 1392 nt
Organism: Thamnophis elegans (Western terrestrial garter snake)
Lineage: Eukaryota; Metazoa; Chordata; Lepidosauria; Squamata; Natricidae
Gene: TINAG
Product: tubulointerstitial nephritis antigen
Biological process (GO): proteolysis
Cellular component (GO): lysosome
Molecular function (GO): cysteine-type peptidase activity; peptidase inhibitor activity
Source: RefSeq, a predicted model, not a curated record
AUGGGGGCCUGGGAUUUAGCUUUAUGUUGCUUUGCAAUCAUGAUUUGUACGGAAGAGCUAUUUGCCUCCAGAAAUAAUACCCUACACAAGGACUGUUCUCCAGAUUGUUCUGGAAGGAAGAGAGUCAGAAGAAUUCCCCUCAGAAGAAGCUACUGCUGGCUGAGAGGCUGUUGCCCAGGCAGAGAUGACAACUGCAUCUUUCAAUACAAUGUCAGAAAUGCCACAUGCUACUGUGAUGAAUUUUGCACUUCGGAGCCGCCUGAUUCUAUUGACUGUUGCCCAGACUUCUGGAUGGUUUGCCACAAGCAUGCUCCAGAGCAUUUAAGACCUCAGGAACAGCAAUGGGGUUGCUUCAAAGACGGCCAGCAUCAUGAAGAAGGAACAACAUUUAAAGAUAACUGCAACAGUUGCGAGUGUGUAAACAGUCAUUGGAGAUGCACAGAUAAAACGUGCCUCAUUCAGCCCAAAUUAAUUGAGCAAAUCAACAGUGGGACCUAUGGGUGGAAAGCUGAUAACUACAGUCAGUUCUGGGGAAUGAGCUUGAAAGAAGGUUUCAAUUAUCGGCUCGGCACAUUUUACCCAUCGGCUGCCCUGAUGGACAUGCGACCUAUCACGGAAAACACAGCAGAUGUUGCAGACUUCCCUGAAUACUUUGUGGCUUUCUACGAAUGGCCAGGCUGGAUUCAUGAUCCUUUGGACCAGAACUGUGCAGCAUCUUGGGCGUUUUCCACUGCAAGUGUGGCUGCAGAUAGAAUAGCAAUCCAUUCCCAAGGCCGUUUCACGGACAACCUUUCCCCUCAGAAUCUGGUCUCUUGUGCCAUCAAGAAUCAGCAUGGCUGCGAGGGAGGGAGCCUAAGCAACGCUUGGUCCUAUAUCAAAAAUAUGGGUAAGCUGGUAUCCCAUGCCUGCUACCCUCUAUUCUGGAACCAGCUUCACCCAAUGAAUUGCGCCAUUACAAGCAUGUUUGAUGCUGAGGGGAAAAGACAGGCUACAAAGCCAUGUCCAAAUCAGUUUGAAACAUCAAACCGCAUUUAUCAGUGUGGCUCUCCCUACCGAAUCUCUUCAAAGGAAGCCGAUAUAAUGAGAGAAAUCAGAGAAAAUGGUCCAGUGCAAGCCGUCAUGAAAGUAUACGAUGAUUUCUUCCUUUAUAAGAGCGGGAUUUAUAGGCACACCAGUGGAAAACCACAGCGUGAGCGCCAGGAGGGACUCCAUUCUGUCAAAUUAGUCGGGUGGGGUAUGCUAGAAGAUGCCGAAGGACAGUGGCAAAAAUAUUGGAUUGCUGCAAAUUCCUGGGGAAUUUCCUGGGGAGAAAACGGUUAUUUCAGGAUUUUACGAGGACAAAAUGAAUGCGAUAUUGAAAAACUGAUCCUAGCUACCAAAUGUCACCUUUAA